UGUAGAAAACACGGUCCUUUUUGGUGAUCCGCCAGGCUGGAUGUUUCCCAAAUAAAGAUACCACCACUUAAAACAAUUGAUCCAUUCUUCUGUCCGGCCAUCGUUCCGUUCUCUUUCGUCUUUCGAGCUUUCGUGCCACCCACGUUGUCUCACCGCAAUCUCCUUGCUUUUGUUCUCCUCGCCUUGCCAAGACGUACGGCAGGAAAUUCUCGAGCAAAAUCUUACCUUUUUGGCGAUAAGAAGGUUCCCGGCACCAUGACGUCGACGAGGCAAUGGUGGCGCCGCGCGACGGCGGUUGCCAAGGACAAGUGGAGCAUCUGCGUGACGAGGGCGAUGGGCGCCCGCCACCUUUACCGCCGGAGCCCGGAGAUGGAGGCGGCGGUGAUCCGGGCCACCAGCCAUGACGAGCGGUCGGUGGAUUACAAGAACGCGGGGCGUGUCUUCGCGUGGGCCCGGGCCGCCCCGUCCUCGCUCCUCGCGUCCCUGAUGUGGACGGUGGCCCGCCGCGCCUCCCGCACGCGCUCCUGGCCCGUCGCCCUCAAGUGCCUCCUCCUCGCCCACGGCCUCAUCCUCUGCUCCCAUGACGCGCCCCCUGCCGCUCGCGUCGGCCGCCUCCCCUUCGACCUCUCCGACUUCCACGACCGCUACUCCGACUCCCCUGGCUUCUCCGCGUUCAUCCGAGCGUACUUUCGCUUCCUCGACCACCGCUCCCUCCUCCCCGCCCUGAAAGGCUCGGCAUCCGCCUCCCCCGUCUCGGAAACUGAGGAGGACCGGGACGGCAACGGCGACGACGACCUCGAGAGGCUCGAGAGCCUACAGCUCCUCCUCGACCUCCUGAUGCAGAUCCGGCCCUACGCCGACGGCAUGGAGGUGGAGCUCGUCCUGGAGGCCAUGGACUGCGCGGUGAUCGAGAUCUUCGAUGUCUACAGCGGCAUCUGCAGCGGCAUCGCUCACUUCCUCGUCGGCGUCCUCGGCCCCGACCCGGCGAAACCCGAGGCAACAACGGAGGCCAUGAAGCAGAGGCGGGCGGCGGGAAUGCAGGUCCUGCGGCGAGCGAGGGCGCAGAGCGCGCAGCUCUCGGCCUACUUCGAACUCUGCCGUGCCCUGGGCGUGCUCAACGCCGCGGAGCUCCCGCCGGUGGAGGGAAUUCCCGAGCAGGACAUGGACGACAUCGAGAGGAUGAUGCUGUGCAUCACUCAGGGAAGCGACGACGAGGCAGAGGAAAGGAACAGGAAGACGCCUGAGGGGGGUUCGAUGACGGUGACCGCCGAUGAGUGGGUGGUGUUCGAGGACGAGAACCAUUCCGUCAACUCGAUCCUCGACUUCCCGGACCAAAUCUCACCGUCCAAGCUGUGGGCCCCGGCGGAGAAACCCGGCCCUACUGUCGCGAAUGGCAAUCUCAGAGACCUGAUCUCACUGUAGUUACACAAAUGCCAUUCGUUCGUUUCUUGGGAGGUUUAGUCGCUUAAUUAACGUCGCUUAAUACUUGCAUUCCGACCGAAUUAGCUGAGCGAAUAUUUGCCCAGAAACGCGUUGCGAGGGGGUUCCCGAAUAAAGGCACGAAUUACGGACGUGGCGUCCAUAUAAACUACGAUUCGUGCCUCAAA
Messenger RNA from Musa acuminata AAA Group (dessert banana), 1607 nucleotides. Its product is annotated as putative clathrin assembly protein At1g25240. Gene Ontology annotation, biological process: clathrin coat assembly; clathrin-dependent endocytosis; vesicle budding from membrane. The transcript has a single exon. The coding region runs from base 256 to 1422 and encodes 388 amino acids. Gene Ontology annotation, molecular function: 1-phosphatidylinositol binding; SNARE binding; phosphatidylinositol-4,5-bisphosphate binding. Lineage: Eukaryota; Viridiplantae; Streptophyta; Magnoliopsida; Zingiberales; Musaceae. The record is from RefSeq and is a predicted model, not a curated record. Gene Ontology annotation, cellular component: clathrin-coated vesicle; clathrin-coated pit.